GCACUCGUGUCGGCCAACAAGACCAACGACGAUGAGGACAGAAAGCUAUUUAUUGGUGGCUUGAGUUGGGACACACAGGAGAGUGAUCUGAAGGAUUAUUUCGGUACUUAUGGAUCAGUAGUUGAUGUCAGCAUUAAAUACGAUGCCGUUUCCGGUAAUCCGAGAGGUUUUGGUUUCAUUACUUUCGCUAAUGAGGACGCGAUCGACAAAGUUUUUAAGGCGGGCUCUCAUACCAUCAAAAACAAAACAAUUGAUCCCAAGAGAGCGAAGUCGAGACCUAUUUGUAAAAAGAUUUUUGUCGGAGGAAUUGAUUCCAAUAUGACUGAAGAAGAUAUUAAGAAAUAUUUCCUCAAAUAUGGAACCGUCGAAGGCAUUGAACUGCCAUUCGAUAGGCAGAGGAACAGACGGCGAGAGUUCUGUUUCAUAAUCUUCGACACCGAAGAGGCGGCCGAACUGGCGGUGAAAGAGGCGAAACAGACGAUCGGCAGUAAAGAGUGUGACAUAAAGAAAGCACAGCCACAGCCCGUGGCUCAGCAACAGAAGCGAAUGCAACAGCAAACCCAUGGCUACGAAGGCGGUAACGAUAGCGGAACGGGUGGUUACCGAAGAGGUGGUGGUGGAGGCAGUGGCGGCGGCGGUCGACGCAACCAAUCGGAUCAGUACCAGAAUCAGAGCAAUUGGAACGGCUAUAACAGUGCGGUUGCGCCCAACUAUUACGGCAAUUAUUACGGCAAUCAAUAUCCCGCUAACGCCUACGGAUACCCGAACCAGAGCUACGAUUACUACAGUCAAUACGGCUACAGUUACGGCGAUUACUGGAAUUACUACGGCUACGGAGCCCAAGACGGCGCCACCGGUGACUACUCGCAGACAGCGGUGGCCGACACAACAGCCACUGCCGUCGGUUACACCGCAUCGCAGCCCACAUCGCAGUCUUCAACGCACUCACAUUCGCACCACAGCGCCGGCUCC
Medioppia subpectinata is the source of this 972-nucleotide messenger RNA. The record is from the annotation of a GenBank genome assembly. NCBI's taxonomy places the organism in Eukaryota, Metazoa, Arthropoda, Arachnida, Sarcoptiformes, Oppiidae.